ACAAUGACAAUGGGGUGACGAUGCAAAAACUAGGGGUGCCGUGGGAAACCCAGACGAUUUUUCAGUGGCAACAUCAAACGCCAAAACCAGGGGACUUUGUUGCUGCGCCUCCCCACCCUCUCAUUUUUUAAGGUCCGCUUCGUCGCCGUCCCUCCUUUGCCUCCAAUCCAUCAUCCUCUCCUCUUUUCGAUUACGCCUUCUAGUCCCUCCUUCCUCUGUUUUCCCAUAAUAUCUCUCACUCCUCCAGAUUUCAUUUCUUUCCUUCUUUCUCCUAUUCUCAAGCAGAAGAUGGGUUCCCAACAGAACGAUGGCACAAGCUACGCGCCGUCGGAGCCGAAGCCAUGCGCCAACAACUGUGGAUUCUUUGGCACCGCCGGCACCAUGAACCUUUGCUCUAAAUGUUACAGAGACUUCCAAAUCAAAGAGCAGCAGGCCGCCUCCGCUAAAGCCGCCAUGGAGAAAUCACUCAACCCUAGAUCCGCUCCCUUACCUCAUCAGACCCGGGAAACCGACCCCACAGCGCAGUUCCUUUUUGGAACUCCUUCGGAAGCAUCGUCUUCAUCGUCCGCGGUUCUCGGUGGCGAUCAAGGGCAGCCAAAGGCGGCGAACCGAUGUAGCAGUUGUAACAAGAAGGUAGGGUUGACUGGAUUCCCGUGCAAGUGUGGGAGCACUUUCUGCGGGGCACAUCGAUAUCCGGAGAAGCACGAGUGUACAUAUGACUUCAAGGUUUCUGGCCGUGAUGCGAUUGCCAAGGCUAAUCCGGUGGUGAAAGCCCCAAAACUAGACAAGAUUUAGGAUCUGCCUGUGUCCUGCAACUUGUAUUUUAUUUGAUUAGCGCAUUAGAAAACGGUUUGGCUUAUCUCUCUCUUUGACUCUUCGUAGCUACUAGUUCGCGGAAUUAGAUUGGACGGUCCAAUAAAAAGUCUGAUACCUGCUUGGUUAUUCAUGGUCGCUGAAUAUUUGAAGUGGCUAUCUGCUUGUGCUUUCUUCA
Molecule: messenger RNA, 991 nt
Organism: Neltuma alba
Lineage: Eukaryota; Viridiplantae; Streptophyta; Magnoliopsida; Fabales; Fabaceae
Product: zinc finger A20 and AN1 domain-containing stress-associated protein 1
Exons: 2
Coding region: 289-795 (168 amino acids)
Biological process (GO): proteasome-mediated ubiquitin-dependent protein catabolic process
Molecular function (GO): DNA binding; zinc ion binding
Source: RefSeq, a predicted model, not a curated record